Letharia columbiana is the source of this 525-nucleotide messenger RNA. RefSeq lists its product as uncharacterized. NCBI's taxonomy places the organism in Eukaryota, Fungi, Ascomycota, Lecanoromycetes, Lecanorales, Parmeliaceae. The transcript has a single exon. Bases 1 to 525 code for a protein of 174 amino acids. Gene Ontology annotation, molecular function: RNA-DNA hybrid ribonuclease activity; nucleic acid binding. The record is from RefSeq and is a predicted model, not a curated record.
AUGAUGCAAGGGCAAUCCUGGCUGAACGACCAAACAGCACCUCAGUCCAAGGUCGAUGGCCUAAGCCGCGUCCCCUUCAUGCAUCAAGGCUACUUCUUCUCGCCAGGAUUCCUGAUCUGCGACCAUGUCUUCUGCCGCCAAGAAUAUGAAACACAAUUCGUGGCAGUCCUGAGCCGCGAUUUUCUACGGGAGUACUUCAUUCCGGAACAAUUCCAUGAGAAAGGAUGGGUGAUUCAGCUUUCACCACCUCCCCCUGUCCAGAUCAGUGAGCUGCUUAUCUUCACUAAUGGCUGCUGUUUGUCCAACGGAAAAGCCGCUCAAAACCAUGAGGCCAAGCCCGUUCGAGGCGGAUACGGCAUUCAUUUCCCCACUCUUGCCAACGGAUGGGACACGUACGGCGCCCUCGCUUCGAACGGCACCCCUACAAAUCAGAGGGCUGAGCUCACUGCCGUCAUUCGCGCCUUGCAGCUUGUUAGCGUACGCAAGAUACCUUGUACAAGCAUCAGCAUACAGAGAUCCAUCUAG